UACGAGCUUCAUUUUUCAUAUCUCAGCCGGUGACUGGGCUCCUCCUUUACAGUGUCUCUGGCUUUACUAGAAACUCGAGACAGGGAUAAGUUUAUAAGGAAAUGGUUUGUGGUCUCGUGAUUUAUAUUUCACAAUCAGACAUGCUGGAACUCACAACCUGUGAAGCUUCUCCUGAACACCUCACUGUAGCUUUAAACUAAGGGAAAGGGAAACAUGUCAAACACGAUCAAAGAGCUCACUUUGACCUACGACCCGGUUAACGAGACCAACACCUUCACGAGUGGCGACGUUCUUCAGGGGCGAGUUUUUCUGGAAGUGGCCAAAGAGGUGAAGAUCAACUACUUGUACAUUAAAUGUAAAGGGGACGCGGACGUGAGCUGGUCAGAGGGGAGUGGUGAUGACGAGAAGUCAUACCGCGCUCACGAGAGAUACUUCAAACUGAAGCAGGUUUUUAUUCAGGACCCCUCCAAACCUGCAAAAAAAGAACUAAACGUCAUUAUAACAACUGGUGAGACCUAUGGUAAUGUGGUUCGGCCCGGAAGACAUGUUUUUCCAUUUAGCUUUCAGCUGCCCAGUGGGAAUAUGCCACGAUCUUAUAAAGCAUUUCAUGGGUCAGUUAUGUACAUUUUGGAAGUCAGACUGGGUCGGUCAUGGAAGAUGGACCGCACUGUGAAAACGGAAAUCAACUUUGUCCCAAGGAUUGAUGCUGGUGUUAAUUUAAUGAGCCCACAGAGUGCUGCUACAGACAAAAAGAUGAAGCUUUUCACCUCUGGAAGCGCCUCAAUGAGAGCAACAAUUGACAGAAUGGGUUAUAUGCAAGGUGAUGUCAUCAGAGUUUCCACCAGUGUUGAAAACUCCUCGUCUCGCGCGCUCAAGCUGAAGUACAAACUACAGCAAAUACAGGGCUUCUAUGCACAAGGUUACUCUAAGCACUCAUAUAAAACCAUUUUCAAAGUGGUAGGAGAUCCUGUCCCAACUAGAUCAAAGCAAACAGUCAACUCAGAUCUGAAGAUCCCACCUAACCUGGAACUGACCGUCGCAAACAGCAGUAUUAUUAAAUUGGAGUACAUACUUAAGGUCUAUUUGGAUGUCCCCUAUGCAAGUGACCCAGAGAUCAAAUUUCCAGUGAUCAUUCUUCCUGUAGGCCAGCUUUUGGGUCCCCAGCAAAGCUCACCAAGCUUUCAGCACAAUGAUCCCUAUCCUCCACCCCAGGCUGCAUUUGGGCCCAGUCCUCCUGGUGCUGCCUUUGGACCAGCUCCAGGACUUUACCCCAGCCUUUACCCUUCACCUGCGUAUCCACAGCCAGCCAAUCCAGGAGCUCCUCCUCCUUCCUAUACAGACGUCUAUCCAAAUCAAAACCCAACAGUUCCAGGAUUCCAGCCACCUCCAUCAGCUCCAUCCUUCAAUCCUCCUCCAUAUUCUGCUAUGGGAUAUCCAGGUCCUUCUGCGCCACAGCAGAAUCCAGCACCAAGUGCUCCAGAGUUCUGUUCAAAUCCAUCUCACCCACCCUAUAGUCAAGCAGGAGGUCCCCCUGGAUAUUGGCCAAAUUCAGCCAAUCCAACCAACCAAACAGAGCCUUAUCCAACUAAACCACUAGAAGAAAAACAUGCAUAAUCAGACGUGCCUUUGAGUUUUCCAUGUGACGAGAUGAUCAUUAUGCAAUCAAGAGCAAAUUACCAUGGAGAACAUUAUGGUGCUUGCUUCACUGUGACAAUCUAUGAUGAAGUUUUGAUUUCAAUUUGAUUCUCAUUGAUAACAUGAAUUUGAUUUAUGAAUGUUGUCUUGUUUCAGAGGUGAAUAGAGCAGCUACAGGAGGACUUCUGUUGUCACAUACAGACACAGACACAAAUGCUGCACAGACUUUAAUGCACUUGAAUCAUGAAAAGCCACUAAAGUGCCUUUAGAUAGUAAAUCUAAAAAAUGUCUAUUGUAUAUCUAUAUAAAUAUGAUUUAUCUUUGUUUAUAAGGAUUUUACCCACAUUCAUAUACCUGGUAUGACUCAAUGAAGUUGAAUUGUAACUGUUCUGUGUCACUAAAUUUGUUUUGUAUGCUCAUCUUUAAGCAUAUACAGUUCUGUGCAAUAAUCUCAGGCACUCAGGAAAAUUCUUUGAAGGUAUUUAUCUGGGCAGCAAGUGUGUUUUUUUUCCAGUAAACACCCUAUGUAAUAUCAUAAUAAAUAGAAACAAAAAUCAAUACAGUAAAAGGUAACAAGAAUUUUUAAACACAGAUUUGUUUUCUGACUUCUUGCUGUACUCCACCCACUGUAUCGGUUUGUUUGGUUUCACCAGCAGCACAUCUGAUUUCAUUUAAUGAAGGAUUUCACACAUUUUUUUAUAUAAUAUAAAUGCUUACUGUCCAAAUAAAUAGCUUUACAUAUUCAUAUCAAAUUCAUAUAUUUUUCAAAAACAAUAAAAUUCCUCAGUUUGAACAUUUCAUAUAUUGUCUUUGUACAUCUGAUUUACUCAUGUAGAUGUACACCAGUGUACACCAGCAUUCCAAAUGUUUGGAAUCACUUCAUAAUAAUUGCUCUGGUAUUAUAUUGAAUUUGGACUUGUUAAGCAACAAAGUACACUGACAACCACUCACAGAUGAAGCGAAUAACACUGAUUAUUUUGUAACAAUUGGGCAUGUCAAGGCCUGGGAGAUAUUAGAUGGU
Colossoma macropomum (tambaqui) is the source of this 2656-nucleotide messenger RNA. RefSeq names its product arrestin domain-containing protein 3-like. The transcript is spliced from 7 exons. Lineage: Eukaryota; Metazoa; Chordata; Actinopteri; Characiformes; Serrasalmidae. Gene Ontology annotation, biological process: protein transport. The coding region runs from base 214 to 1614 and encodes 466 amino acids. Gene Ontology annotation, cellular component: cytoplasm; plasma membrane. The record is from RefSeq and is a predicted model, not a curated record.